This is a messenger RNA of Eutrema salsugineum, 1746 nucleotides long. Its product is annotated as 4-substituted benzoates-glutamate ligase GH3.12. The transcript has 4 exons. Gene Ontology annotation, molecular function: acid-amino acid ligase activity. The record is from RefSeq and is a predicted model, not a curated record. Bases 1 to 1746 code for a protein of 581 amino acids. Lineage: Eukaryota; Viridiplantae; Streptophyta; Magnoliopsida; Brassicales; Brassicaceae. Gene Ontology annotation, cellular component: cytoplasm.
AUGAGUUUGUGCUCUUAUCUCAGCGACAAAUUAGACGACGAGAAGGUUUUGGAGGACUUGACGUCCAAUGUGAAGCAAAUACAAGACCAUGUAUUGAAGGAGAUACUCACACUUAACGCUAACACCGAGUAUCUUCGGCGUUUUCUACAUGGGAGUUCUGAUAAAGACCUUUUUAAGAAGAAUGUUCCCGUGGCGACCUACGAGGAUGUGAAGCUUUUUAUUGAGCGUGUCGCAAAUGGAGAGUCCUUUGAUGUUAUUUCUGGCAAACCCAUUACCGGAUUCCUCCUAAGUUCGGGAACUUCCGGUGGAAAACGGAAGAUGUUUCCUCAUAACAACAAGUACUUGGAAAACUUGAGAUUCAUCUAUUAUUACCGCUCGCUCGUUAUAAGCAAGCAUAUAGAUGGUCUAGAGCAUGGAAAAGGAAUGGUGUUUAACUUUUGUACACAAGAGUACACAACUCCUUCUGGUUUGCCAGCCUCAUCUGCCACGACGAGUUUCUUCAAGAGUUGUUAUUUCAAGAACCGAUCAUCGCAUUGGCAUUGGUCAUUUACAAGUCCUGAUGAAGUCAUAUUGUGUUCAGACAACAAACAGAGCUUGUAUUGUCAUCUUUUGUGUGGUAUCAUUCAAAGAGACGAGGUUGUCAAGGUUGGUGCUUCUUUUAUUUCUAUCUUGGUGAGAGCAAUAAUUUUUCUUGAGAACAAUUGGAAGGAAAUUUGCACUAAUAUCCGUUUUGGUCGUCUUAGCGAGUGGAUCAUUGAUAUUAGUUGUAGGGACUCUGUUUCAAAGAUCCUUGGAAAAGCUAAUCCUGAAUUGGCUGAUCUGGUAGAAAAGGAAUGCAACCAAAAAUCAUGGGAAGGUAUAAUCCCAAGACUUUGGCCUAAAGCCAAAUUCAUUGAAAGCAUUGCCACUGGUCAAAUGACUCAACACAUCCCAACAUUAGAGUUUUACUCUAAUAAGCUACCUUUGAUUUCGUCGAGUUAUGUUUCUUCGGAAACAAUGUUUGGGAUUAACAUGAACCCUCUAUGCAAACCACAAGAUGUGUCAUACACGUUCAUGCCCAACUUGUCAUAUUUCGAGUUCCUACUUGUUGACGCAAGUGACGAAGUCGAAAUUGUUGAUCUUGUGGAUGUUAAGUUAGGGUGCUAUUACGAGCCAUUGAUCACAAAUCAUUCUGGCCUACACAGAUAUAAGAUGGGUGACAUUUUAGAGGUGACUGGAUUUUACAAUAGUGCACCUCAGUUUAGAUUUGUGCGUAGAGGAAAUUUGGUUCUAAGUGUUUAUUUGGAGAUAACUACGGAUGAAGAUCUUUUGAAUGCGGUGACACAAGCAAAGAUGGUUCUUGAAUCAUCAGAUUUGAUGUUGAUGGAGUUCACAAGCUAUGGUGAUAUAUCUACUACUCCAGGUCACUAUGUUCUUUAUUGGGAGCUCAAAGGAAAAUACCACAAUGACAGUAUUGAGAUUGAUAACAAGGCUUUAGUAGAAUGUUGUUACGUGGUGGAGGAAUCCUUGAACAAUUUAUAUAAAGAAUUCAGGAGGGACAGAUCAAUUGGAGCUCUAGAGAUAAGGGUGGUGCAACAAGGAACUUUUGAUGAUCUCAUGGAGUUUUUCCUCACUCAAGGUGCUUCUUCAACGCAAUACAAAACACCCAUUUGCAUCAAAUCUUCCGAGGCCUUAACCAUAUUAGAAAGAAAAGUUUAUGCUCGAUUCUCUACCGAUAAGUCCCUUUCUCUGAAAUUUUCAUCAUGA